Molecule: messenger RNA, 1538 nt
Organism: Folsomia candida
Lineage: Eukaryota; Metazoa; Arthropoda; Collembola; Entomobryomorpha; Isotomidae
Exons: 9
Coding region: 432-1538 (368 amino acids)
Biological process (GO): apoptotic DNA fragmentation
Cellular component (GO): mitochondrial inner membrane; nucleus
Molecular function (GO): metal ion binding; single-stranded DNA endonuclease activity; RNA endonuclease activity
Source: RefSeq, a predicted model, not a curated record
ACUGUAUGUAACAGUGGUAUCAAUACUAUGUAGUGAAAUCACUAUUAAAGUUAUUCACUAUGAAAGAGACUGUACUAUUGAAGUAACGACUAUUUAAAGACAUACUAUGUAAAAGCCGACUAUGAAAAAACGAACUAUGAAAAGCCUUUGCUAUGAAAACGAAACUAUGAAAAGAAUGACUAUGAAACAAUGACUAUGAACUGCCUGGCACCGGAGUUUAAAUACACAAAAAAUAGUUAUUGGUAUGUCAUUUAUCUCCAUUAAUUGCAAUUUGCAUUAAUUUGCACUUUCUCAUCAAAUCACUUCCUACAUAGGUGCCAUGGGUCAGCUGGUUUUUAUUUGAUUAUAAAUCGUUGGAAUGGAUUCAUCUCUUCCAUACCAUUUUAAACCAGAGGACAGGAAAGUGUGCAAAUUACGGAAUUUCUGCAAAUAUGGAGCUUGCAAAAUAUCAAAUACUUUUUGCACUAGUUGUGCUUGCGACAUGUGAGAAAUUUCCAUCUCAACAUCAUGAGAGGGAAAGCGUAAUUUGGAGUAGAAUCCCAUUUGGGAAUGAAACAGACAAUGAAAUAGUUCGCUACAAGCCCUCCCAUGCUUUAUCUGUCAUCCCGCCGAACCGAAUUUUUCAAGGGUCCAGUGGAAAAUUGGAGAUAACAGACAACUGUGAAGGGGAAUCAUGGCUUAUAUCCGCCUAUCCAAGGAAGGACGACUGCGUUGAGACUUCCCCGAGUCAGUAUGAUUCCCUCCCGACAUACACCGUCUGCUUUGACCCUACACUCAAACAAACGUUGUACUCCGUGGGAAAGGUCUAUGGAAACGGUGGAUUACCUCGCGUUGGCGCUAGACAUUUUGAGGAGGCGAGGUCACUUUUUGAUUUUAAGUGGAAAGACAUGUACAAAAACCAAAGGAGAAAGUUGAAAGAUUCGGUUGGUGCAACAAACUACGCCAGAUUCUUUCCAGAAGAACAACAAUAUGCCUAUUCUUGUGGACACUUAUUUGCGAGGGGUGACGUCAAUACGCGCGUUGGCCAGGCGGCAACCAUGUUUCAUCUUAACGUCGCGCCACAGCAGGGAAUACUAAACGCAGGAAAUUGGAAGAUUAUCGAAAACGACGUCAGAGAUUUCCUAGGUCCCAAUACCGGCUUGUUGAAAGUGUGGACCGGUACGUUUGGUUUACUCCAGUUACCCCAUGACGACGGACGUCUUGUCGACAUGUACUUGGGACAAGGUGUCCCAGGUACGAUCCCCGUUCCCAAGUAUUUAGACUGCUCCAGUGAAUUCUUUUGGAAGUUGGUGUACGACAUUCCAUCAACCAAGGGCGUGGUAAUUAUUCAAUUCAACAAUCCCCACGCGACCCCUGCAGAGAUAGCUGUGGAGAGAAUACAAUGCACUGACAUGUGCGAUCGCGUCCCUUGGUUAACAAUUACACAACCCCAGAGGGACAACAUCCUCCACGGGUACACGUAUUGUUGCAAUGUGGACGAAUUUAAACAGAUUGUGGGAUAUCCGAGCGAACUUCCAGCAAUUAUCACUAAUUAUUGA